Messenger RNA from Exophiala aquamarina CBS 119918, 1356 nucleotides. RefSeq lists its product as uncharacterized. NCBI's taxonomy places the organism in Eukaryota, Fungi, Ascomycota, Eurotiomycetes, Chaetothyriales, Herpotrichiellaceae. The record is from RefSeq and is a predicted model, not a curated record. Gene Ontology annotation, molecular function: iron ion binding; oxidoreductase activity, acting on paired donors, with incorporation or reduction of molecular oxygen; heme binding. The transcript is spliced from 8 exons. Bases 1 to 1356 code for a protein of 451 amino acids.
AUGGCUUUUAUGUCGGCGCUAUUCAAGCCCCAGGCUCAAACAGGGGAAUCUUUGAUGGAGAGAGCGGGCAAUCUUGCCAUUUGGGUUCUUCUGCUCACUGUUUUUUGCCAGCUGGCAUUAGUGUUCUACAAUGUUUUCAUGCACCCCCUUCGCAAGAUUCCAGGACCUCCACUUGCUCGUUGCACUCGGCUCUGGGCUCGUAUCGGCAAUUUCUAUGGUCGAAAAUCGGAAAGGGUGCAUGACGCCCACCUCAAGUACGGACCAGUGGUCAGGGUUGGUCCAAAUGAACUGUCAUUCGCGGAUCCCGCUGCUGUUAGAGAUAUCUAUACUUCUGAGAUUUUUACGAAGGAGGAAUCAUUUUAUGUCGAUAUUGUCAAGCUGAUGGCCAGUCUCAGAGACGCAGAAGCCCAUAAACAACGCCGCAAGCUGCUUUUGAGGGGAUUCUCUCAAGCGGCGAUGUUGGAGUUCGAAGAUGAUAUGUCAACCAAGAUUGAAGCAAUGUUGAAUGGGUGGGCAGCAAUAUCCCACCGAGGCUCAAUCAAUGUAUAUCCUUGGCUUCAUUGGCUUGGAUUUGAUGUUGUUUACCAUUUAAUGUUUGACGAAGAUCCUGGAUCUGUGCGAAAGGGAGAAGCACAUGAAGUCAUGCCGUACCUUAGAGCUUGGAGGCCUACAUUCAUUUAUAAAGAAUUGAUGCCCAUACUUGAAAAGUGGGGGGUCUAUAUCCCAGGGCGAAUUGGAGGACGUUUUCGCGACGUACAGGCCUGGAAGAAGUACGCCAUCGAAAUCAUCAAGAAUUGCCGCGAGAGGCAGGCGCGAACACCCUUCUUGCGCAGCGUUCUGGGUGGGGAGAAGGACGCCUUUCUUGGACGGCCAUUGACAGACUCAGAGCUUGCUGAAGAAUGUAUGGGUGGAAUGUUUGGAGGCAGCGGAACGACGGCAAAUACCCUGGUGUACCUGCUGUGGGCUUGCUUAAGACGACCGGAUGUCGUCCAGAAACUGCACGAGGAAUUAAGGCAGCACUACCACACCCCAUGCAUUGUCCCGGACUACAAGACGUGUAGUACACUCCCAUAUCUACAAGCAGUCAUCAACGAAACUCUGCGACUGUACCCAACAAUCAUUGCUACCCUACCUCGGACAGCCAGAGAGGAGGCAGUGGUGGCAGGAGUGACGGUGCCUAAAGGUACAAUUGUCGGAACUCAGAAUUACACCAUUCAUCGCAACGAAACCGCAUAUCCAAGGGCGGAAGAAUUCUCUCCUGAGCGUUGGCUUGAAGAGGAUGAGUCAGGUAGCACGCGCAAGGAGGCAUUCACACCGUUUUCGGUUGGGACUCGCAAAUGCUUUGGGAUCAAGUAA